ACAAUCUUCCGGGUAGUAUUGAUAUGAUACUUUCGAUAUGAUUCGUUACAUUUUAUGUUUUUAUACAAUUUAAGGUAUCCUUUUAUCCAGUCAUCCCUGUAAAAGGGUUGAGGUGCGAGCUAAAAAACCGACGUUUUUGGGAGGUCCAUAUUCUUCCUCUCGUGUGUUGAUCUGAGAACAUGGAGAAACUGACCGUGUGUUGGCUGCUGUUGGCGGCGCUGAACUCCGCUCUCGCCCAGAACACCCCGAAAUACUUCACGGAUGGCGGGGAGCUAACGUUGGAUCUGAGGCCUCCUCCUCCUGAACCUCUCGGAGACGUCCUGUGGAAGAUUAACGGUAACCUGGUAGCUGAGUGGGUCAAAGAUAUAGUUCCUGUGACUUAUUACAGAACCUUUAAAGGCCGCACAACCCUGGAUGUAACCACUGGACGUUUGGUAAUCAAAGACAUGACUAAAGCUGACAUGGGUGUGUAUUCAGUGGAAGUCAACCGCAAGAUCCAGAAUGAGCACUAUAACGCUGUAUUGAUCCAAGAAGUCCCCCAGCCUGAGGUAGAGCUGAGACCGUUGACAUGUUCCCCCGCUUUGGACAGUUGUACGCUGAGCUGUGAAGCGGCCAUCACAGAGCCAGCUGGACCCGUCACCUACAGCUGGAAGGAGGGAGACGGAGAGUGGAAGGGGUCGGGAAAGGACUUGAACAUCACCAAGAGUGGGACAUUAGAUGUGGAGACCUUCACCUGCCGGAUACAGAACCCAGUCAGUGAGAGAGACAGUAAACCUGAAAACAAUCCGCUCUUAGAGAAGAAAUGUCCAGACUCUGAUCUCUGGUUUAAGAUUUUCGGGGCUGUGACGAGAUCCUUGGAAAUCGUGGCCAUCUUGGGGGUCGUUGCCUACUUAGUGUGGCGAAAACGGGAGACUGUCGGGAGACUGAUGUGUUCAUGUCGAUGCAAAAAAGAGGAUGAGGAUGCAGUUUAAAGUGGACGAUCAGCUUCUUUCAAGAUGAAAGCAUGCG
Messenger RNA from Sander lucioperca (pikeperch), 1008 nucleotides. RefSeq names its product T-lymphocyte surface antigen Ly-9-like. The coding region runs from base 180 to 971 and encodes 263 amino acids. NCBI's taxonomy places the organism in Eukaryota, Metazoa, Chordata, Actinopteri, Perciformes, Percidae. The record is from RefSeq and is a predicted model, not a curated record. The transcript has 3 exons.